AUGGUGUUCCAGGUGCCAGCACUGCGUGAGCAAAACUGCAACUUGUCCCCAAACACGCGGGAGCCCGUGAGGCCUCCCAACACCUGGGCUCGUGGGACCCCACCCAUCUCUCUCCUCAGUGAUCCUGGGUUCCCACCCCCAGAACUAGACAGCAGCGUCUCAGGCAGUGCCCAGCACUCCCCAUCCCAGUCUUGCCUCUGUAAGGCCACUUUCUGGCCUGUCAGAGGUCAGAGGUUGGACAUGAGCGAUGGUCACAACGGGGAGACAGACAAGGCCACGGGGCUAACCUGGGACCACAGGGACUCUACCCAAGUGCCAGGCCUGCUGGGAGCUCCAUCUUCUUUGAAAGGCAUGAGGAGGUUCCUGUUCUGGUCGCUGGCAGUAGUGACAGCAGCCGCCGCGGGCAGCGUCCUGGCCACGGCCCUCUCUCCAGCCCCCACGACCAUGGUCUUCACCCCAGCACCACUGGAGGACACGUCCUCACGCCCCCAAUUCUGCAAGUGGCCAUGUGAGUGCCCACCGUACCCACCCCGUUGCCCACUGGGGGUCAGCCUCAUCACAGAUGGCUGUGAAUGCUGUAAGAUGUGUGCCCAGCAACUCGGGGACAACUGCACAGAGGCCGCCACCUGUGACCCUCACAGAGGCCUCUACUGCGACUACAGUGGGGACCGCCCGAGGUACGCAAUAGGAGUGUGUGCACAGAUGGUUGGCGUGGGCUGCGUCCUAGACGGGGUGCGCUACAACAAUGGCCAGUCCUUUCAGCCCAACUGCAAGUACAACUGCACAUGUCUUGAUGGCGCGGUGGGCUGCACACCACUGUGCCUCCGCGCACGCCCCCCACGCCUCUGGUGCCGCCACCCCCGCCGGGUGACUGUGCCUGGCCGCUGCUGCAACCAGUGGGUGUGUGAUGACGAUGCCAGGAGGCCACGCAAGAACAUACCACGUGAUACAGGAGCCUUAGUGGCUGAGGGCAAGGUGGAGCCAUGGCACAGGAACUGCUUAACCUACACGAGUCCCUGGAGCCCCUGUUCCACCAGCUGUGGCCUGGGCAUCUCUACUCGGGUCUCCAACAUCAAUGCCCGGUGCUGGCCUGAACAGGAGAGUCGUCUCUGCAACCUGCGGCCGUGUGGUGUGGACAUCCGUCCGCACAUCAAGGCAGGGAAGAAGUGUUUGGCUGUGUACCAGCCAGAGGUACCCAUGAACUUCACUCUCGCAGGCUGCGUCAGCACACGCACCUACCGACCCAAGUACUGUGGGGUCUGCACAGACAACAGGUGCUGCGUCCCCUACAAGUCCAAGACCAUCAAUGUUCCCUUCCAGUGUCCUGAUGGGCCCAGCUUCUCCCGCCAGGUCCUAUGGAUUAACGCCUGCUUCUGCAACCUGGGCUGUAAGAAUCCCAACGACAUGUUUGCUGACUUGGAAGCCUACCCUGAUUUGCCAGAAAUUGCCAAUUAG
Messenger RNA from Cynocephalus volans (Philippine flying lemur), 1455 nucleotides. RefSeq names its product cellular communication network factor 4 (gene CCN4). The transcript has 7 exons. The record is from RefSeq and is a predicted model, not a curated record. Gene Ontology annotation, cellular component: extracellular matrix; extracellular region. The coding region runs from base 1 to 1455 and encodes 484 amino acids. Gene Ontology annotation, molecular function: integrin binding; heparin binding. NCBI's taxonomy places the organism in Eukaryota, Metazoa, Chordata, Mammalia, Dermoptera, Cynocephalidae. Gene Ontology annotation, biological process: signal transduction; cell adhesion.